UAUCUGCCUCUCUCGCUCUCUCGUUUCUCUCUCCUGUGUGCGCCUCUCUCCCUCCACCAGUGUCAUUUUGAAGUCUGAGAUCCAUGUGGUUACUUCACCGGCACGUUUAUCGUCACUAGAGAGGAGGAAAGGGGGAUAAAGGGAACACGGGACAAAAACAGCGCUGCACAACAAGCACAUGGGCAGAACAUUUAGUACCCUGGAUGUAUGAUGAGAGGGGCGGGCUUGAAUUUGGAGGAAUAAACGUGGUUACCAAAAAAAAAAAAAAAAAUCUACCGACUGAAAUUUCAGCAGGUCGUUUCGAGGGAGAAACUACUACAAAAAGGAGCGCGAGGAAAUUGUUACCGUGUGAUGCCCACAUGCAGAAAUGACCACUGAUCAGGAUCUGACGAUGGAGGGCCAGCCAGCCACGGCUGUGUUUGCUGCAAAGGGCAUUGAUGUAACACCGAGUAAAGACCAUGGAGUGAUCAAGGUUUUGAAGCGUCCGGGGUUCGAUGGCGAGAGGCCGAUGAUUGGGGACAGAGUGACUGUCCACUACACUGGGAAGCUGCUCAACGGGAAGAGGUUUGACUGCAGUCGAGAGCGUAAAGAACCUUUUUGCUUCAAUGUGGGCAAAGGACAAGUCCUCAAGGCCUGGGAUAUCGGCGUGUUGUCCAUGCAGAGAGGUGAAGUGUGCACGUUUCUCUGUAAGCCAGAGUACGCUUAUGGAUCUGCUGGAAAUCCCAACAAAAUUCCUCCCAACUCUUCAGUAGUGUUUGAGAUGGAGCUACUCAAGUUUGAAGGAGAGAUGCUCACAGACGAUGGCGGCAUCAUUAGAAGAAUAAAGGUCAAAGGUGACGGUUACACUAAUCCCAACGAUGGAGCAAGUGUUGAAGUGCACCUGGAGGGAAGGUGUGGUGGCCGACUGUUUGACUGCAGAGACGUCAGCUUUAUUGUUGGUGAGGCUGAAGAUAAAGGCCUUCCUCUCGGAGUAGACCGAGCCAUGGACAAGAUGCAGAAAGGAGAGUGCUGCGUGCUUUACUUAAAAUCAAAGUAUGGCUUUGGAAGUGAAGGUAAACCGGAGUACAAAAUUGGACCAGACAAAGACAUCAUAUAUGAAGUUACGCUCAAAGGCUUUCAAAGGGCUAAAGAACCCUGGGAAAUGGACUUAACUGAAAAACUGGAUUUAGUUGCUGGAAUAAAGCAUAAAGGGAAUCAGUAUUUUAAGGCGGAGCGGUACUUCCAGGCAGUCAUCCAGUACCAGCGCAUCGUGUCCAUGCUGGAGAUGGAGUGUGGUAAAGGGAUGGAGCAGCAGAAGAGGAUACAGUCUUUCAUGUUGACAGCACACCUCAAUUUAGCGCUGUGUUUCCUGCGGUUAAAAGAGUUCUCACAAGUAGUGGAGAACUGCAACAAGGUGAUUGAGCUUGAUGAAAGCAACGAGAAGGCUUUGUAUCGUCGAGGGGAAGCCCGUCUCCUCCGUAACGAGUUCAGCCUGGCCUUAGAGGACUUUCAGCAAGUGCUGCAAGUCAACCCCUCAAAUCGAGCGGCUCGUGCUCAGAUUUCCAUCUGCCAGAGCAAGAUUAAGGAACAUCAUGAACGGGACAAGAAGACCUACGCCAACAUGUUCCAGAAAUUUGCCGAACGGGACGCCAAGGUUGGGAAGAUGAAGAGGAGGCGGGAUGAGAGCGUGAGGAGCGGCAUUAAUGGUGAAGUGGGCCUCAAACGGCGGCGGAGGAGUCAAGACUGUCCAUCGUAGAAGUGACAUUUGAAAGAGGGAAAAAGAAAGACAUGCUUUCCCUGGCUUUCAAAGCCCAGGGAGCCGAGGCAGGAACGAAGUCGUAUAAAAGCCUCUAAUCCAAACCUCUUUAUCCCAAAAUCAAACGCUACCAUUCCUGCAUUUAAAGCAGAGCGCGAGCAGGGACGUUUGGAAACCAAACAGCAUUUCCCCUGUCACACGGACCGUGCAGCUGCCAGGACACACCUCCCAGUGGAGUCAGAGCCGCAGAAUCAGUGAGUUAAGAUUGGUGAACACUUUUGGCUCCCACCUUUUAUUUUGAAAAACUAUAGUUUAUUUUUUCAGAAACACAGAGGAAUUCCAUUUUAUGUGUCACUCGGUUGCGGUGUAGAGUUCAGAUGUGCCUCCACGGUGUGUUUCCAAUUUCCAAACUGCACUUGCUGGUUUUUCAGACCUCUGACUCGUGUUUGGUAUUAUGCCUUUUCUUGGGCAGCUGCAUGCAUGCAUCACGAGGUGUUUGGGAUACAGACUUGAAACUUUACUAUUUUUUUUAAGUGUGCAAUAUGUACUUUGGAUAAAAGUUGUAACAAGUCCCGUUAGCUCUGUGGUAUUUUAAACGCGUCUGUUCAGAAGAAAGAAGAGCAAAAUAGCUUUGUUUAUAAAAAUAAUCAUAGCGCAGGAGAGCCUGCUUUCAUUUAAUGUUGGGGAAAAAAGUGAAAAAAAAACAAACAAAAAUGCUACAAAUACAGGACUCAUUAAAAGUAAUUAUCUUUCAGACAUGAAUCUGCAUUAUCGCCAUAAAUCAAUGAUAAAAACCAACAGUUUUCAAUCAGCUGAGGCAGAGAGCAGAAUCUGAGACAAGCACAAACGAAAUUAUACCAAAUUCUGGCGUUCUGGCAAAUUCACAAUUCACUGUUUCGUUACUGCUAGUAACAGCAGAAUUAAUAUGAUAAUAUU
Messenger RNA from Plectropomus leopardus (leopard coralgrouper), 2671 nucleotides. It is a transcript of the gene fkbp5, whose product is annotated as FKBP prolyl isomerase 5. Lineage: Eukaryota; Metazoa; Chordata; Actinopteri; Perciformes; Serranidae. The record is from RefSeq and is a predicted model, not a curated record. Gene Ontology annotation, molecular function: protein binding; peptidyl-prolyl cis-trans isomerase activity.